Colletotrichum scovillei is the source of this 3049-nucleotide messenger RNA. RefSeq lists its product as uncharacterized. Gene Ontology annotation, molecular function: RNA polymerase II cis-regulatory region sequence-specific DNA binding; DNA-binding transcription factor activity, RNA polymerase II-specific. NCBI's taxonomy places the organism in Eukaryota, Fungi, Ascomycota, Sordariomycetes, Glomerellales, Glomerellaceae. Gene Ontology annotation, biological process: regulation of transcription by RNA polymerase II. The record is from RefSeq and is a predicted model, not a curated record. The transcript is spliced from 2 exons. The coding region runs from base 433 to 2340 and encodes 635 amino acids.
AUUUGCCUUACUCUAUCUUGCUGCACCCGCCCUCCACCCUUCCCUUUUCCUCCAGCUUCUGCCACACUUGGAAUUCAGUUCUCUUUUCCCUCUUCUUCAACAUCGCUGCCGCCAGCCAGAUUUCCACCCCGCCAAUGGUUUUGCGCGCGUAACAAAUUCAAUUUCCAACGAAUUACUCGCCAUCGAGACCGGCUUGCGUCAGCCAUUAUUCAAUCCCGCCCAAAUCGGUUCCGCCACAUUCCACCACGACUCGUCCGCUCGUCCCGUCAAAUUCGGGGUCGUCCACGAACAAGAACCGCCACGUGUGGCUGAACGAUUCGAAGCUCCCAUGACUUGUCGUUGACCAUCAACAACCUCGACGACGCGGUCGCAUCGGAGCUUUCUUUUCCAAUUCAAACCCUCCAAUUAAUCGGUUGAUGCUUUCGCCCGCUCAUGGCCUCGGAUAACGGUCCCAUUGCGACCGAAGCCCCCCUCCUGGCAGCGACGACGCCGGUCGCAUCAGACACUUUCGCGCUUGGGGGAGAUCCUGCUCGCACCAAGUCGCUCAAGAGGGCGCGCGAGUCUACUCCUACUUCGCCCACGUCUGUUAUCGACCCUAUUGUCGAAGGCGCCGUUCCUCCUAUCCCUCCCUCUAUCGACUAUCCCUCCCCCACGAAGUCCGCUCGUUUCGGCUUGGCAUCGUCAAGACGCUCACCGACACCAUUGACAGCCGCCGCGGCGCUCGAAGCUCUCGAAGAGGAACGCAAACGCGAACAGCGCCUAAAUCCACCCGCCUCAAGCGACAAUCCAGGCCACUCGGUGCUUUCCGUAUUGGCCGGUAGUGUUGCCGCCAUGAGUCGACCCGACGAAGCACCCCAAGCUCCAACGGCUGCCAUGGAGGUCACCACCAAGGCUCCCGAACCGGUGUCAAUCCCACAAGUUAGCAAUGCGCCCGCAGAACCUGCAGAGAUCAGCCCGCAAAGCGCAGCGAGCGCAGCUAGUAUUGCAGGCGCUUUGGUGACGGCCAGUCCAGGCCCAAUGGAAGUUGAUCCCAAGCUGAGCGAACAACCUCAACAGCCACAACCUCAACAGCCACAGCAUCAGCCCCAGCAGCCGCACCCGGCCCCGGUUCACGAUGAGAAGAAUACGCCCGGAUCACUUUCAUAUCCGGGUUCGCUCCAAGCCGCCGCCAUGAUGCCCGCACCACCGGCGCGCGGCAUGAGCUUUCCCAUGCCGUCGCCCGGCCACGAUUCUCCGACUCAAUCCGGCAAGAAGCACAAGUGCCCGUUUUGCGAGACGGAAUUUACGCGUCACCACAACCUCAAGAGCCAUCUGCUCACUCACAGCCAGGAAAAGCCGUACAUAUGUCAGGAGUGUAACAUGCGCUUCCGACGCCUCCACGAUUUGAAGCGUCAUAGCAAAUUGCACACAGGCGAGAAACCCCACAUAUGUCCCAAGUGCGAUCGGAAGUUUGCUCGGGGCGACGCACUCGCUCGGCACAGCAAGGGUGCGGGUGGUUGUGCGGGCCGCCGCUCCAGUAUGGGCAGUUUCGACCAGACCGAUGACUUGGACGGGCCGAGUAUGCAUGAUGGCGAUGAUUCAAUGGCUGGCAUAGUGUAUGCCAACGAAGAAGACUUGACGGAGGAGGAGAGGCGCCUGAGCCUGCCAAGCAUCAAGGCACAGCAUAUUGCAGGUGGACCUGGUAGCAUCGAUGGAUAUAGCGCUCAUUCGCGUACAUACCCGCCAGCAGGUCCGCGACCCGGAACCGGCGGGCUCUAUCCGCCCAACGUUGACCGCGGUACAGCAAGUUCGACCACGUCUCCAAGCAUGCCCAACAGCAUUGCUGGUGCUCACACGCCGAAUACGAGCGUGUCUUCUGUGCCCGUAAGUGGCGCUUCUGUCUACUCACAAAGUGGCAUGACGGAAAGCCCGAAGCCAUUGAGCCCCGGGCACGAUACAAACAACAUUGCGAGACAACGUUCGCCAAGUCUGACGCAACAAUUCCAGCAGCACCAAUAUGGCCGCAGGCCUUCUGACAGGAACACUUCGCCAGCCUUUGUUGCUCCGGCAUCACAGGCUGGCGCGGCUCCGGCAGGGGCCGCCCAUGCUCGUGGUUCCAGCGGAACGCAGCCAGGAAGUGGGGCCGAGAAUGGCGGCAAUAUGUUCGCCACGGACCCGGGUGUCUGGGCGUACAUCCAGAGCCUCGAAGAGAAGGUCAAACAGCUGUCGGAUAAGGUCACGGCUUUUGAAAAGGCAGAGAGCGCGAAGCAGGCGCAGAUUGGACUUCUCACGAGCGAAGUCACGGGACUCAAGAAACAGCUGGAGGCCCAUGGUGGCGAAGCGACGGAGGUCAAAGUAUAAUGCAGUACACGCAGGUACAAACGACGGCAUGUUCUUCAGCCGUCGGCGCAACCUAUCACCUAUGUAACAACGACGAAAUGUUUCUGGUGGGGAGCGGGCAAGAGGAUACCUCAUGCAGCGGCAGCAGGAGGACAAAUUGGCGUUUUUCACUCAUUAUCGGCGUCUUGAUUUCUCAUCUCUCGUUUAUCACACCCAUGUUUCUGCCUCUCUGACCCAUCAGUUAGCAGGACGACCCGUUUCGUCCCGGGGGAAGGCGUUUUAUUCAGGGCACUGGUAGACGUGCACGGUGGACCUCGAUAUGAAAAAAAGUUUUGAGUUGGUCCGUCGUUGGAAAAUGGGGCCGAGUCUAUGGCCAUGUCCCACGAUUUCCCGCGACGGAUUUUUCCUUCUUCAUUCUGGUAGUUUUUCACACUGAGGAUCCUGAUAUCGGCUUUUCCCUCUCAUGUAUUAUAGCGGUCGUUGCAGAAAGUCUAGCCUCGAGGCUCUAGGUCUUCCUUGAGGAGACAGAAUAUCGGAAUUUCAAUGCCUUUUAGACAUCAGGUCCAUCGAAUCCCUGAAUUUCAUUUCAUUUCAUUUCACCUCGGUUGCCGCCUCUGGUCACGGUGCUCAACUUGCUCUGUCCCGAACAAAACGACAAUAAUCAAUCUCGAUCCAUCCCCAGACUGUAGCAUCACCUGCUAUGCGACAAAGUCGUUGCAACUUGCAAGGG